Messenger RNA from Sitophilus oryzae (rice weevil), 1735 nucleotides. Its product is annotated as synaptotagmin-10-like. Gene Ontology annotation, biological process: calcium-ion regulated exocytosis; cellular response to calcium ion; regulation of dopamine secretion. NCBI's taxonomy places the organism in Eukaryota, Metazoa, Arthropoda, Insecta, Coleoptera, Curculionidae. The record is from RefSeq and is a predicted model, not a curated record. Gene Ontology annotation, molecular function: phosphatidylserine binding; SNARE binding; clathrin binding. The transcript is spliced from 11 exons. Bases 5 to 1450 code for a protein of 481 amino acids. Gene Ontology annotation, cellular component: membrane.
GUCGAUGAACAGGCGCGAAGUGCCCAAGGAAGGAGAGAGUGUAAACAACAGCGGCAAAACUUUCGACAGCGCGGCUGCGACGGCUGACGAGAACAAGCAGCAAAAUGAUGACGACUGGCUAACAGCAGUGAUUUUAGCCACUGUAGGUCAGCAGUGCUCGGACACGUGGAAGUGGUUGAGGGAAAAAACUUGCAGCAAGUCGCCCCAAUUGUUCAAGCAGCCACAGCAGCAAGAGGAAGACGAGGCGCCUCCGCCAGGACCCAUACAGAUCAGUAGUUCUAUGCCCGACUUGCAGGCAGAAACAAAGCCCUCAUACGUGCAGGAAAUCAAGGAAAUAGUAGCAAAGAAGGUUCUAAGGCAGACAACUUUGCCUAUUGUAUCUGAGCGUCAUCAGAUUUUCCAACGACAGCUGUCACACCGACUUGAUAUUCAGACUGAGAUUAAAUUCAGCAUUUGCAGCUUGGAACGUAAUCACAAUAGCAAGAAAGUCGGAUUGAUAAAGCCUGAACUAUACAAAAAAGAAUUAGUGAGGCAAUCGUCUAUCCAGAGCAAUCCCGAAGUCAACAUGCAGAAGAACGGCUAUUUGCAUUUCUCAUUAAAGUUCGACAGGGAAUUAGAAGGUCUCGUGGUUAAAAUCUUCGAAGCCAGAAAAUUGCCGAUAAAAGACAUAAUAGGAAGUUGCGACCCGUACAUAAAACUCCAUUUGUUGCCUGACCGAAAAAAGAAGUUUCAAACGAAGGUACACAGAAAGAGCCAGAAUCCGAUUUUCAAUGAAACCUUUAUCUACAGCGUGACAUACGAGGAUUUGGAAACUCGUUAUCUUCAAUUCUCUGUGUACGAUUUUGACAGAUUUUCCAGGCAUGAUUUCAUUGGUCACGUAGUUGUCUCAAACUUAAGUGAAGUGGCUGAACACGGUCAAGAAUCCGAAUAUUCCAUGCCUAUACUAUGUCCACCAGUGGACAAAGUCGACCUGGGAGAACUAAUGGUUUGUUUGUGCUUCCUGCCCAAAGCUGGUCGGUUAACCCUAACGGUCAUAAAGGGAGUCAACCUGAAAGCGAUGGACAUCACAGGAAAAUCAGAUCCAUACGUCAAAGUUUACUUGGUAUGGCAAGGGAAGCGGAUCAAGAAAAAGAAAACUUCAGUAAGAUACAACACUCUCAAUCCGAUUUUUAACGAAGCUUUAGUAUUUGACGUCCCUGAAGAAACUAUCGCAGAAGUGUCCCUAUUGGUGAAAGUGAUUGACUACGACAGGAUUGGCUUAAAUGAAUUGAUGGGUUGCUUCACCAUUGGGCCAACGGAUAUAGGCAAAGGCAGAGAUCACUGGACCGAAAUGCUAGAUAACCCCAGGACACCGAUAGCUCAAUGGUAUCCGCUAACUGAAUCUGUUCCGGGUGAUAUCCCAUCCGUAAAUGAAGGUUCCACAUUACUGAACUGUCUUAUAAGCAGGUGAAGAACGGAGUCCCGGGUUGAGAGAUAAAACGAAUGUAUCACUUAACUCAGGUAACAAUUUAAAUGGGUCUCCGAAGACUUUUGAGAAAACAGAAAUGAAAUCAAUGGAUUUGUAUACUGUAGAUUUUAUAUACACCGACACCUUAAAAUGUCUGUCUCUUCUAUAUUAAACGCUCGCUGUGACAAAACAAAAUAAUAUUUGAAACUGUUGUUGUGACUUCCGCCACUCAAGAUGGAAAGGCUGUAAUGUACAAAAUGGUUGACUAGUUGGAAAAUAUUUAUUAUU